Gadus macrocephalus (Pacific cod) is the source of this 722-nucleotide messenger RNA. RefSeq names its product gastrula zinc finger protein XlCGF49.1-like. Gene Ontology annotation, molecular function: RNA polymerase II cis-regulatory region sequence-specific DNA binding; DNA-binding transcription factor activity, RNA polymerase II-specific. The record is from RefSeq and is a predicted model, not a curated record. The transcript has a single exon. Gene Ontology annotation, biological process: regulation of transcription by RNA polymerase II; central nervous system development. Gene Ontology annotation, cellular component: nucleus. Lineage: Eukaryota; Metazoa; Chordata; Actinopteri; Gadiformes; Gadidae. Bases 72 to 722 code for a protein of 216 amino acids.
UUAGAGACUGCAGCACGCAGCGCGGCGCCACCUCGAAGAGUCUGCGUGUGGACGCCCCUGGCUCCUCCCACAUGUCAAGUCACAGCGGGGAGCUGCGCAUCCUGAGCGUCUACGGACAAGGGGAGGGCCCACUGGCGGUGGACGGCCAUGACACCCUCUUUGCCGCGUCAGAACUGGAGGCCUUGAGCUCGCUGUCCGCUGACCACAGCGUGGCCAAGAGCCUGAACUGCAGCGUACGGCUGGUCCGCCUUGAGGAGCUGACUGGGCAUCAGGGCGGCUGCAAGGGCCGGCCCGGUGUCUUGUGUGUAAAGGUUAUUCCCAACAAUGCCAAUAUGAUCGUCCACAUGAUGACUCACUCUGGGGAGAAGCCCUACCAGUGUGACCAAUGCAGUAAGCGCUUCAGUCGGAGAGAUGCCCUAAAGAUCCACAUUUCGACUCACACCGGCGAGAAGCCCUACAGGUGUGACCAAUGCAGUAAGCGCUUCAGUCGGAGUGAUUCCCUAAAGAUCCACAUGUCGACUCACACCGGCGAGAAGCCCUACCAGUGUGACCGAUGCAGUAAGCGCUUCAGUCGGAGAGAUGUCCUAAAGAUCCACAUGUCGACUCACACCGGCGAGAAGCCCUACAGGUGUGUCCAAUGCACAAAGCGCUUCAGUCAGAAAGGCCACCUGAAGACCCACAUGAGGACUCACGUGCAGGUGUCAGUUAAAGCUCCGCCCUGA